Molecule: messenger RNA, 759 nt
Organism: Sabethes cyaneus
Lineage: Eukaryota; Metazoa; Arthropoda; Insecta; Diptera; Culicidae
Exons: 1
Coding region: 1-759 (252 amino acids)
Source: RefSeq, a predicted model, not a curated record
AUGAAUGCGGCUUUCAUGAAGGUUCUGCGCGAGCGGAAAAACCUGCUUUGGAUGUGUGAUGAAUGUGUGAAGCUUAUGCAAAUUCCCCGCUUCAAAACGGUUAUGUCUUCAGUAAGCUCAGCUGUCUCAUCGAUCGAAGAUAGCCAUCGUGUAGCCAUUAGUGAGCUUAAAGAAGCUUUUUCGGUUAAUAGUAAACAAAUGCAGCAGCUUUCUAAGAAGGUCACCGAGACCGCGUCGACGCCACUAUCUUCUAAAAUAACGUUACGGGAACCGCCACUAAAACGUCGUCGUGAAGAGCGUGUGAUGACUAGCUUGCCGCCCCUCAUCGGCACCAAGUCCACCACUUCACUGACCGUACCGACUGUUCCUCCCCCAAAGGAGCUCUUUUGGCUGUACAUGUCUCGUUUUCACCCUAGUGUAAAGUCCGAGACCGUUACUGAAUUGGUUCGGGACUGCUUACAGUGUGAGGAUCCUAUCAAAGUGAUCCCUCUUCUGAAGAAGGAUGCCGACCUAAAUGCGAUGAACUUCAUCUCCUUCAAAAUUGGUCUGGAUAAAAAAUAUCGCAGUGUCGCACUGGAUCCUGGUACUUGGCCAAACGGUAUUGCUUUUCGGGAAUUUGAUAACCCGAAUUCCAAAAGUUAUUGGGCUCCGCCUAACAAUCAUUCGUUGCUGACUACUCCUCGUAUUGAGGUAACCCCGGUUGGCGAUUUUUUAUCCGCCAACACCGAACCGGGCUCUUCGCAAAUGGAGUCCGCCUAG